CUCCUGCAGCCGGGAGCAGCCUGCCUGCCUCCCCCGCUGCCUCCCUGAGGGCUCCCCUCUGGCCGCCAGCGCCCAUCUUUUUUUCUCCAGAGAUAUUUUGCGCACACACACAUACACACGCGCAAAAGGGAAAGGAGGGGGAAAAAAGCCCCCCCCCCCAGCCUCGUUGUAACGAGUAAGCCGGAGCAGCCGCAGCUAGAAACCCGCAGAGGACGCCUUGAGCAGCGAGCUGGUGGGCGGAUCGACCGACUGACCCGCGCCGCGUCCACCUGUCGGCCCGGGUCGGCCCAGCGCGCAGUGGGCGCGCCGCGCGCUCGGAGCAGCCGUGCCCGCCGCUUGGGCCCCGCGCCAGGGCGCACACGCUCCCGCCCCGCCACCCGGCCCGGGCGGGAGUUUGCACCUCUCCCUGCCCGGGCGCUUGGGCCACCGCUGCAAAGCCAACUUUGGAAAAAAGUUUUUUGGGGGAGACCUGGGCUUGGAGGUGCUCAGCCCUGAGCUUUCUGAUCUGGGAAGCCUUUCCAAAAAAUGUUGCAAAAAAGCUAAGCCAGCGGGCAGAGGAACACGCCUUUAGCAGGCGAGUGAAGACGAACCAUCGACUGUCGUGUUUCUUUUCCUCUCGGAGGUUGGAGUCCCCUGCGCGCCCCCACACGGCUAGACGCCUUGGCUGGUUCGCGACGCAGCCCCCCGGCCGUGGAUGCUCGCGUGGGCUCGGGAUCCGCCCAGGUAGCGGCCUCGGACCCUGGUCCCGUGUCCAGGUUCUCCCCAGCCCCCCAGCGACGGAGCCGGGGCCGGGGGCGGCGGCGCCCGGGGGCCAUGCGGGUGAGCCACGGCGGCGGCUGCAGCGGCCUGAGAGCCUGAUCGCGGCGGACCCGAGCGGAGCCCACCCUCCUCCCCAGCCCCCAACCCUGGCCGCGGGGGCGGCGCGCUCCGUCUACGCGUCCGGGGCCCCGCGGGGCCGGGCCCGGAGUCGGCAUGAAUCGCUGCUGGGCGCUCUUCCUGCCUCUCUGCUGCUACCUGCGUCUGGUCAGCGCCGAGGGGGACCCCAUUCCAGAGGAACUCUAUGAAAUGCUGAGUGACCGCUCCAUCCGCUCCUUUGAUGACCUCCAGCGCCUGCUGCAUGGAGACUCCGUAGAUGAAAAUGGGGCUGAGCUGGACCUGAACAUGACCCGAGCCCACUCUGGAGGCGAGCCAGAAAGCUCAUCUCGAGGGAGGAGGAGCCUAGGUUCCCUGGCAGCCGCAGAGCCCGCUGUAAUCGCCGAGUGCAAGACGCGCACAGAGGUGUUCCAGAUCUCGCGGAACCUCAUCGAUCGCACCAACGCCAAUUUCCUGGUGUGGCCGCCCUGCGUGGAGGUACAGCGCUGCUCUGGCUGCUGCAACAACCGCAACGUGCAGUGCCGGGCCUCGCAAGUGCAGAUGAGGCCAGUGCAGGUGAGAAAGAUUGAGAUUGUACGGAAGAAGCCAAUCUUCAAGAAGGCCACAGUGACCCUGGAGGACCACCUGGCCUGCAAGUGUGAGACAGUAGUGACCCCUCGGCCUGUGACUCGGAGCCCUGGGACAUCCCGGGAGCAGCGAGCCAAGAUGCCUCAAACUCGGGUGACUGUUCGGACGGUGCGAGUCCGCCGACCCCUCAAAGGGAAGCAUCGAAAAUUUAAGCACACACACGACAAGGAGGCACUGAAGGAGACCCUCGGGGCUUAGGGGCAUCGGCAAGCGUGUGGGCAGGGUUAUUUAAUAUGGUAUUUGCUGUAUCGCCCCCAUGGGGUCCUUGGAGUGAUAAUGUUGUUCCCCUCGUCCGUCUGUCUCGAUGCCUGAUUCGGACGGCCAAUGGUGCUUCCCUCAUCCCGCGUGCCCGGCCACCUCCACCAGCAACAGUCCUUCGGCUCGUCCUGCGACUCCAGAAGCAAACAAAGGACUCCAUUCCAUGCUGCUUCUUCCCUUGACCCCAAGAACGUGGGACAAGUGUGCGGGAGCCUCACGGGGGACUGUGGACUGGCCCCAGGAGCCUGGGAUUUGGUCUGAGAACCUCUGCAUGUCCUGCCUGGUUCCUGGACCCCUGGCCAGCCAGCAGGGAGCACUUUCAGGCAGGCUAGGGUCCCUUGUAGUCCUGUGGCCAGGACCACAUAGGGAGCACAGACUAGAGGAAACCUCUCAGCACCCGGAUCUGCCACUCAUCUCUCCCUGUCCCCUCAGCCCAUAGUGGCUUUUUAUUUUAUAAAUAUGAAAUCAAGAAAGAUAAUGAACUCCUCUGGGCAGGUGGCCACAUGCCUUCUCUGAUGGAUUGGAGAUGCAGUGUGCUUGUGACCUGGGCCACAUCCCCUGCCUCUUUCCACCUCCCUUGCAUCUCUUGUUUCAUUUCUCUACCUCCGCUCUGUGUCUUCUUCCUCAUGUACCCUUCAGUCGGCUCCACCAGGGGUGCUUGGGUCCUGAUUGAGGCUCUGAACGACCCUACCAUUUUCCCUUAGGGCAGGAGACCUGUCUGUCUUAUUCCUCUCCAGCCAAGACAGCCACGUAUGGUUGUGUGGGAUGUGUAUUGCACAUGGGCACUGCAUGUGGAGAAUUCUGUUCACACCCUAAACAUGGCCGAUUUGUCUAUUAUGACCUUCUGGCAGAUGUAGGUCAAGCCUCUGAGGAAAGGAGGCCGAGUUUUAAUUCACACUGACGCCCUAUGCAGACUGGCUGUGUGCGCGCUGACCCAGCCUGAAGCUCCGAAUGAGCCUCAGGUGCUGGGGGAGCAACACAGUCUUUGCCCAUUGCCUCCUUCAGCUGUUCCCUUCCUGGCAGGUGCGGGAUGCUAGGAGCUCCCUAAGGGAGGGGCCGCCCUGGCUGCCUGCCCUCUUCCCUGCGUGCACUUUGCCCCUCAGAUCUUUUGUGGUUUUACCUGAUGGCUUCUUCCAGGAAGCUAGCUGGUACACUGGAAGCGGGAGAGAGAGGGAGAGCCAUAGCGCCUUCAGGAGGACUGGGGUUGACGCACCCACUUCCCCCCCCCAACUUCCCCCUGCACUUUUCCCUCCCCCUCCCAGGUCCGCUUCCUUCAGUUUGUAAAGUUGGUGAUUAUAUUUUUGGGGGCUUUCUUUUUAUUUUUUAAAUGUAAAGUUUAUUUAUAUUCCAUAUUUAAAGUUGUAAAAAAAAAAAGCCACGAAACCAA
This is a messenger RNA of Microtus oregoni (creeping vole), 3145 nucleotides long. RefSeq names its product platelet derived growth factor subunit B (gene Pdgfb). Gene Ontology annotation, biological process: positive regulation of cell population proliferation; positive regulation of MAP kinase activity; positive regulation of ERK1 and ERK2 cascade. Gene Ontology annotation, cellular component: membrane. Bases 973 to 1698 code for a protein of 241 amino acids. Gene Ontology annotation, molecular function: platelet-derived growth factor receptor binding; growth factor activity. Lineage: Eukaryota; Metazoa; Chordata; Mammalia; Rodentia; Cricetidae. The record is from RefSeq and is a predicted model, not a curated record. The transcript has 7 exons.